AUGGGUCUGUCAUUUGCUAGCCCCUUGAGCUCUAAAAUAGCUCUUGAUAUCGGUGGUCUCUUAUAUUUGCAUCCUAGUGACUCAAGUGCAUGGACUAUUGUUAGUAUUAAAUUGAAAGGGACUGGGAAUUAUGUUGUUUGGUCUAGUGCUAUGAAACUUGCUUUAGAAGCCAAGAACAAGUAUGGGUUUAUAGAUGGCAAAUGUGAGAAUUCUAAGGAUGAUGAUGUUUUGGCUAAUCAGUGGGAUAGGUGUAAUUCUGUUGUGCUAACUUGGUUAUUGAAUUCUAUUUCUGAAGAACUUUUUCUUGGUCAAGUUUUUUCUAAAUUGGCUUCUGAGGUUUGGACUGAUUUAAAAGAGUUGACAACUAUGUGGAAGCAAUUUGAUGCUAUGCUUCAUCUGCCUUCAUGUUCUUGUCAAGCUGCUAAAGAUUACAAUGAUUUUGCUACACUAAUAAAAUUAAUGCAAUUUCUCAUGGGUCUUGAUGAUGUUUAUCAGCCUAUAACCAAAUUGUUGAGUUUAGUUGGUGAGAAGAAUGGGACUGAUUUACAAAACUCAAACUUGGGAGAUUCUGGUGCUAGUCAACAUAUGAUUAACAAUGAUAAAGAAAUGUUUAACAUUGUUGAUGCAUCUGAAUUUGAUCUCAAAGUUGGCCAUCCUAAUGGAACAAGUGUUAAGGAUUCCAAAUCAAGGAAAGUCAUGGUGAUUGGUAGUCAGGAUAGUGGUUUGUAUUUUGUUGGUAGUAAUGGUAAUUCAGUGAAUGUUUGUUUUAAUAGAUUUGUCAAAUCUAAUUUGUGGCAUAGUAGAUUAGGCCAUCCUUCUGAUCAGGUCUUGGCUGUGUUGAAAGAGAAUCUUGAUGUUAAAAAUGUUGAACAUGGACCUUGUGAGAUAUGUCAUAGGGCUAAACAGAAUCAUCAAGUGAUUUUGGAUAACGUUGCGAAGGCUAAUAUGAUAAAAGCACUUAUAUAUAGGAAGUACCAGCGGCGUAUACACCAUGCCCUUAUCAUAUUACACUUGCCUCAUUAUCCUUGA
Helianthus annuus (common sunflower) is the source of this 1029-nucleotide messenger RNA. RefSeq lists its product as uncharacterized. The record is from RefSeq and is a predicted model, not a curated record. NCBI's taxonomy places the organism in Eukaryota, Viridiplantae, Streptophyta, Magnoliopsida, Asterales, Asteraceae. Bases 1 to 1029 code for a protein of 342 amino acids. The transcript is spliced from 7 exons.